CAGCGCUCACCACUCACAACGAAAACAGCAGCCAGCUCUAAAAGCAGCGGAGCACGAAAUAAAUAAAUAAAAGUCGUAAACGCUGUAAAAAAAAGUUUCCUUUAGCCAAUUAUAGUAUUUUACCACUAACAAAAUGUUUCGCUCUAGUUUUGACAAAAAUCUGGAGAAUGCCACCAGCCAUUUGCGCCUGGAACCUGACUGGCCCUCAAUUCUUCUUAUUUGCGAUGAAAUCAAUCAAAAAGACGUCACACCCAAAAAUGCUUUUGCGGCGAUUAAAAAGAAAAUGAAUUCACCAAAUCCACAUUCGGCAUGCUAUUCGCUGCUGGUGCUCGAGAGCAUUGUGAAGAACUGUGGUGCACCUGUGCAUGAGGAAGUCUUCACCAAAGAGAACUGUGAGAUGUUUAGCAGCUUCUUGGAGCAAACACCACAUGAGAAUGUGCGCCAGAAAAUGUUGGAACUUGUGCAGACGUGGGCUUAUGCAUUUCGCUCAUCAGACAAGUAUCAGGCAAUUAAGGAUACUAUGACUAUACUCAAGGCCAAGGGGCAUACAUUUCCGGAGCUGAAGGAAGCGGACGCUAUGUUCACCGCCGACACGGCGCCCAACUGGGCCGAUGGUAGGGUGUGCCAUCGUUGUCGCGUGGAGUUCACGUUCACCAAUCGCAAACAUCAUUGCCGAAACUGUGGCCAGGUGUUCUGUGGCCAAUGCACGGCCAAGCAGUGCCCACUGCCCAAAUACGGCAUUGAGAAGGAUGUGCGUGUCUGCGAUGGCUGCUUUAUGGCCCUGCAACGUCCAGCAGGUGCCAAGUCGAGUACUCGUGGUGCGGCGGACAGCGAUUUGCCAGUGGAAUAUCUGAACAGCUCCCUUUCACAACAGGUGCAGACACCUGCGCGCAAGAGCGAACAAGAGCUGAAGGAGGAGGAGGAACUGCAGCUCGCUUUGGCACUAAGUCAGUCCGAGGCGGAGCAUAAGAAGCAGCCGUCGUCGGUCACUAGCUAUCGCAUGCAACAGCGUUCGCCCAGUCCGGAGCCGGUACAGCAGCAGUUGCCAGUCCAACAACAGCAGGAGGAAAGCAAUCCGGAGCUAGCCAAGUAUUUGAAUCGCAGCUACUGGGAGCAGCGCAAAAUAAGCGAAUCCUCUUCGAUGGCCAGUCCUUCGGCGCCCAGUCCGAUGCCGCCUACUCCACAGCCGCAGCAGCAGCAACAGCUACUACAAACAUUGCCAUUGCCAAAGAACGCCGAUGAGGUGCAAAUUGAUGAAUUUGCUGCCAACAUGCGCACCCAAGUGGAGAUCUUUGUCAAUCGCAUGAAAUCGAAUUCGAGCCGCGGACGCAGCAUUUCCAAUGACUCCUCGGUGCAAACUCUGUUCAUGACCCUCACUUCGCUUCACUCACAGCAGCUGACCUAUAUCAAGGAGAUGGACGACAAGCGCAUGUGGUACGAGCAGCUGCAGGAUAAGCUGGCACAGAUUAAGGACUCGCGUGCUGCUCUCGAUGUGCUGCGACAGGAGCAUGUGGAGAAGCUGCGGCGCAUUGCCGAGGAACAGGAGCGUCAACGUCAACUUCAAAUGGCCCAAAAGCUCGAGAUUAUGCGCAAGAAGAAGCAAGAGUACUUGCAAUAUCAGCGGCAGCUUGCAUUGCAACGCAUUCAGGAACAGGAGCGCGAAAUGCAAUUGCGCCAGGAGCAACAAAAGGCCCAAUAUCUAAUGGGCCAAACAGCGCCUUUUCCCUAUCUGCCACCCUCAGCAGUGGCUCCACACGGCUCUCCCUCGCAUCAGUUGAACAACGUUUAUAAUCCUUACGUAGCUGCCGCUGGGUAUCCAGCACCGAAUGGGGUUGGUCAGUUUGCAGGCGGCAUACCGCCGCCAGGCAUGUAUAAUCCCGCCAUGGCACAGCCACCACCAGCUCAGAGCAUGAUGAUGCCGCCAGCAGGCAAUAUGAUGCCACAACAGCCACUACCCGAAAACGCAUACCCGAAUCCAGCUCAGGCCAUGAUGUCACAGAUACCACAGCAGCAACAACAGCAACAACAACAACAACAACAACAAGUACCGCACCAACCGCAACCUCAGCCCCAGCCUCAACCCCAAGUACAGCCGCAACCACAUCUAGCCCAUGUUAUGCUACAGCAGCAGCAAAUUGUGCAGUCGCAUCCGCCAAUUCCAAAUGCCCAACUACCAUUGCAACAGGCACCGCCACCGCAGGCAACAGCAGCAGCACCUCCACCACCACCAACAGCUGCUGCAGUAGAACUCUCUAAUACACAAGUACAGGCUGUAGUUGCUGCACCGGCACCACCCCAAGACGAACCCGAACCAGCUGCUAAAAGCAAAGCACCCGAGCCCGCUACUGCAGAGCUGAUAAGCUUCGAUUAAACCACAAUUGUUAAUGAUCUUUUUUUAUUGAACGUGUUGCAGACUACCAACUUUUAUUGUAUUAAAAAGGGAUCGAACAUUAUGGAAAAGUUGAUAUUGAUAACUUAUAUUUACCAAUUGUAAUCAACCACCAAGAUGAACAGAAUGUCUUUGUAAUCGCAGUUUCUAUUAAUUAAUCCUUAAAAAUCCUGUUCUAUUAGUUGUCAAUCUUAUUUUGUAAACAAUUUACGGAAACUUUCA
Drosophila hydei is the source of this 2611-nucleotide messenger RNA. It is a transcript of the gene Hrs, whose product is annotated as hepatocyte growth factor-regulated tyrosine kinase substrate. Gene Ontology annotation, molecular function: metal ion binding; ubiquitin binding; phosphatidylinositol binding. The record is from RefSeq and is a predicted model, not a curated record. The transcript is spliced from 5 exons. NCBI's taxonomy places the organism in Eukaryota, Metazoa, Arthropoda, Insecta, Diptera, Drosophilidae. Bases 134 to 2371 code for a protein of 745 amino acids.